Molecule: messenger RNA, 1170 nt
Organism: Uranotaenia lowii
Lineage: Eukaryota; Metazoa; Arthropoda; Insecta; Diptera; Culicidae
Exons: 1
Coding region: 1-1170 (389 amino acids)
Biological process (GO): DNA integration
Molecular function (GO): nucleic acid binding
Source: RefSeq, a predicted model, not a curated record
AUGCAGCGGAUGAAAUCGAUUGCGAGAAGCUACGUCUAUUGGCCUAACAUCGACUGCGACAUAGAAGAUUUUGUUCGGAAAUGUUCCAGUUGUGCCAUAGCAGCAAAAGCUCCGGUGAAAUCAACGCUCUCUUCCUGGCCAAUUCCGACGGAACCAUGGACUCGGCUACAUUUGGAUUACGCUGGCCCUGUUCGAGGUAAAUUCUAUCUGGUUAUUAUAGACGCUUGUUCCAAAUGGCCAGAAAUUUUUGCAACCAACAACACAACCGCCUCAACAACGGUAGCGAAAGUUCGUGAAUGUAUUUCCCGUUUCGGUUGUCCACAUUCUAUCGUCACUGACAACGGUACCCAGUUCACAUCCGAACUUUUCGCCAAGAUGUGUCAAGAAUAUGGAAUCGAGCACGUGAGAACUCCAGCUUUUCAUCCUCAGUCCAAUGGUCAAGCAGAGCGUUUCGUCGACACACUUAAACGAGCUCUCCUCAAGAUGGGGGAGAAAAAUCCAGAUGAAGCGUUGCUGACUUUCCUCGAAACCUACAGGUACACUCCGAACGCAUCUCUUCCACAGAACAAAUCCCCUGCUGAAGCUCUCCUAGGUCGGAGAAUUCGCACCAAAUUCGAUUUGAUGAAGCGUUCCAGACCCCAACCAACUUUGGUGAACGAGAAUCAAAACAAGCAGUACAACCAGAAGCACGGUUCCAAGCAACGGUUGUUCCAGCCGAACGAGAAAGUGUUUGCUUUGAUUCACAUCCGAAAUCAGCAACACUGGGCCCAAGGUAUCGUCAUCGAGCGAAAAGGUCAAGUCGUCUAUACCGUUCUUCUGGAUGAUCCCAAACGCAAAGGAUUGAUAAGAUCGCAUGUCAAUCAAUUGCGUAGUAGAGCAGCAUCAGACAUGACGUCAACCGAGCAGCAAAUUCCCCUUCAAGUUUUGCUAGAAGAAUUUAAGAUUCCGCAAUCUAGAAGUGAAGCUGAAGACGUUGGUCAACCCGCUGAUUCCGAAGCAGACGUACAACAAGAUCAACUGCAGACAUUGCCAGAAAUCAUCGAUGAAGCUGGUCCAUCUCAUCCACGAAUUCCUGAAGAGGUUCGAAUUACAAGGAAACGAGCUGCGAAAAUAACGCCACCCCGAAAGCGCCGAUUACCAUCCUAUUUCCAGUACUACGAACUUUUCUAA